Molecule: messenger RNA, 3072 nt
Organism: Penicillium macrosclerotiorum
Lineage: Eukaryota; Fungi; Ascomycota; Eurotiomycetes; Eurotiales; Aspergillaceae
Product: putative polarized growth protein (Boi2)
Exons: 3
Coding region: 1-3072 (1023 amino acids)
Biological process (GO): actin cytoskeleton organization
Cellular component (GO): plasma membrane
Molecular function (GO): protein binding
Source: RefSeq, a predicted model, not a curated record
AUGGCCGCCAGCAUGCAGGCGUCGCCGGCGCCACCCCAGAACGUCCAGCGCGGCAACUAUCUCUGGGUUUGCCAUGACCACUCACCACGCGGCGAAGAUGAAUUGAAAAUGAAGCGCGGCGAUGUGAUCCUGCUGGAGGAAAUGGAUGAAGAAUUUCAAGAUGGAUGGUGGCUGGGUGAACAUCCCGGAACCGGCCAAAAGGGUCUUUUCCCAGCAGGCUUCACCAGGAAAGCGCACGCCCACGAGAUUCCCAUUAGCCAUGCACUUCCCAGUUAUUUGACCAACCUCAAAACCGACCCCGCACCCCAGGCGAUAAUCGCCUCCGAAAAGACCGAGUCGCCAUCGCAGAUGGAACCCACCACACCCGUUGAAUCGUCAUUUGCAUCGGCCGGCAGCGAGCAGACAACUCCCCAGGCAUCGCGCCACACGAGCACGUCGGAUGUGCAAGCCCAAAUCGGUUCACCAUCAUCACAGCACCGGUCUGCCUCGUCGCCAUUGCCGCGCUCAAGCCUCGCAGCGGAUAUCCAGCAGACCUUCCGCCGCUCCAUCGAUAGCCAUGCCAAUGGGGAAGAAAGCCCAGUGAUGAAUGAGACCUUGAGCGUCAUUGAUGAGCACAUCACUGAUAUGAAUACGCCUCGCCACAGCGUAUCCACCCAAGAAGCAAAGACAAUCAAUGAUUCAGGCAGUGAAUAUAGCAGCCAUAUCAGCCAUCGCUUGUCUUACAUCAAUGGCCAUGAGACUGACGAGGAAGAAAGCACGUCAUUGAAUGAAUCUGAGGUGCGACGAUGGAACCAAAUCGAGACGGCCAGACAUAUGCGUAGUCUUGGCGUCGAUUCCGCGCACUGUGACAUUUUCGAAGAGCAGGAAAUCACCGGCGAUGUUCUGCUCGACAUGGAUCAGGAUUUCAUUUUCAUGAAGGAGUUCGACUUUGGCGUGAUGGGUAAGCGACUCAAGACAUGGCACAAGGUGAAGGCCUUCCAGGAAGAAGUGAAAGGCAUCAAGCCACAGCAGCAGCAGACGCCUGUACGGGGAUCCAUCGCCAGCUUCGCUGGCCCUACUGAAGAACGAUCCUUAUCUCGGGCGGGUCACACCGGGCCUUUCCUACCUCGCAUUCCCACUGUGUCCGAAAAGACGGGCGCGGGCUAUACACCUCGAAUCUCUGCUGUGCCUGGCCAACACCCUAGACUCGCUAGCAAUAAUAGCUCCCCGAUGACGCCGAAUACUCCCCCAUUCAGUCACGAUUCCCCGAGACGAGUCUCCGCUGCCUCGAUUCGCGAGUUUAAUCAUUCGCGGCGGCACUCGUCUAUUGACACUACUCACCGCGGUCUGCCUGAUUCAUCUCUCAAUGGUAUUCACCAGAAAAAGCCAUCUUUCGACCGGGCCUGGACUCUUAACAGCGGGAUCCAACCUCUUCCAAUGCGCCCGGGAACUUCUUUGGGCACCACAUCGGAGGGUCUUCGUGGUUAUCGCGGACCGCAGGCCUCGGAGUCAGAGCCUAAUACUCCUGAGCAGCAUGACGACCUUGAUCGAGGCUACUUCUCUGGAACUGAGGUGGAUUCCCGCCGACCCCGUCGCGUUCUACAGAAACGGACGACUUCCAUCGGUGAUGGUAGUAUUGCCCAUUCGCGGAAGUCCAGCUACGCCGAAGAUGCUCACAGAGUCAACUCGGCUGGCAAGCGCCAGUCUCGUAUCGGCAGCGUUGACUCCAUGCGUGAUGCCAUCACUCAUGUCUCGCCCGCUGCCCAAGUUUACCACGGGACCCCACCUAAGAAUCGUUUUAGGAGUAUGAGUACGCGCGUUUCCCAACGCAGCGGGAAUGACUCGCAAUCCUCCAAUCCCGAAGGCAAACCUGGUUUCUUCGCCAGCUUUGGGCCACUGAUAAGGACUAAAGGCGAUUCCGAGAAUUCGGCUCGCUCAUCACCCCUGCACUUCCAGCUGCCUAAGAUGGGUGGUGCGGGAUCCAAGGUCCGCCGCGCGGUUGGUCUUCGUGCCAUUUCUGACGUGGUCGGCAAGGGCAGCAACGACAAUUCUGCCCCUGUAUCACCGCGGGAUUAUGACCCGAUGUCCGCUCGCACUGGCUCCACCACGCCCUCGGCAACGUCCAAGAGCUCGGAGCGCCAUAGCACCGAUGGAUCGGGCAAGGCCACUGAAGCGCCUGGGUUCAUGAUCCGCCCCCGAACGGUCAAGUCCAAGAAGGACACGAGCGCCUAUACUCGAGGCCUAGAGAAGAAACCGCCUAAGGAGCAAAUUGAUGGCUGUGAAUACAGUGGAUGGAUGAAGAAACGAUCAUCGAAUCUGAUGACCACCUGGAAGCCUCGUUUGUUUGUGCUACGGGGUCGUCGCUUGUCCUACUAUUAUGCUGAGGAUGACACUGAAGAACGAGGCUUGAUCGACAUUACUGCUCAUCGUGUACUACGGGCGGACAACGACCCAAUCAUCGCUUUGCAUGCAACCGUCACCGGUGCUACCGCUUUGCCUGCCAAUGCCAACACGACCGAGAACGCAGGAAACCUCAAACUCACCACACCUGCUGUGCUUUCCUCGCUCACCAGCAAAGACAACAGUGGACCAUUCUUCUUCAAGUUGGUCCCGCCGAAGAUGAACAAUUCGCGCACGGUCCAGUUUACCAAGCCGACCACCCACUAUUUCCAAGUCGACAACGUCAAAGAGGGUCGCCUUUGGAUGGCCGCCCUGAUGAAAGCAACCAUUGAGCGGGACCCACUUCAGGUUGUCGAGACAACGAACAAGCAGAAGACGAUCAGCCUCAAGCAGGCUCGCCUGAUGAAUCAGCGACCUCCCGCGCUGAUGAACCUUCCCGCCAGCGCUGGUCCCGAGCGGCUGAUUGAGGAAGAGGAAGACGAUCAUGGGCUGCGGAUCGAUGGUCUAAAUCUAACCAAAGCAGCUUCCUCGGAGGGCAACUCCUUUGUGGAUGCUAAGGUUGAUCUCCACGAAAAUGAGCCAGAGAGCGCUCCAGCCACCACCAACCACAAUGUGUCAAAUCCUCUCGGCGAGAUUGAUGUCGGACACCCCUCUCUCCUUCCAGACCCGCUGGCUAAGAGCGAAUCUAAGUAA